Messenger RNA from Suhomyces tanzawaensis NRRL Y-17324, 489 nucleotides. RefSeq lists its product as uncharacterized. The record is from RefSeq and is a predicted model, not a curated record. The coding region runs from base 1 to 489 and encodes 162 amino acids. The transcript has a single exon. Gene Ontology annotation, biological process: electron transport chain. NCBI's taxonomy places the organism in Eukaryota, Fungi, Ascomycota, Pichiomycetes, Serinales, Debaryomycetaceae.
AUGUUGUCCAGAAGUAUCAGAACGGGGUUCCAAGCCAUCCGUCCGCUCUCCACCCGCAGCGUGUUGUUGCAGAACGUCGCCCUCAAAAACGGAGUCAACGAAGUUUCAGAGCACAAUGAAACCGCCAAAGAAAUAGUCUCGGGAGCACCAAAAGACUUGGUGACAUCCAGAGUGGUCAGAAUUUAUAAGGAAUCCAAGCCAGCCACACAAUCAAGCAACCACAACGGACACCACUGGAAAUUGGACUGGGACGUCUUAGGAAAGGGUAACAGAUGGGAAAACGACUUGAUGGGUUACCAAGGGUCUGCCGAUUACAUGCAAGGUACCAUCAUGAAAUUCGACACCAAGGAGGCAGCCAUCAGAUUUGCACAGGGACAAGGAUGGGAUCACUACGUGCAAGAGCCCAACAAGAAGCAUUUCAGAAAGAAGGAAUAUGCCAACAACUUUUUGCAUUCCCCAGGGCCAUUGAAGCAUAUCAGAACCAAGUGA